Balearica regulorum gibbericeps (East African grey crowned-crane) is the source of this 993-nucleotide messenger RNA. The record is from RefSeq and is a predicted model, not a curated record. NCBI's taxonomy places the organism in Eukaryota, Metazoa, Chordata, Aves, Gruiformes, Gruidae.
AUGCUUCAAAGACCAUCAGAAGAUCUUUUUCCAAAGAUGGAAGGUUCAGUUGAAGAAAUGGAUACCUCUGAUACCCAGUGGGGCUGGUUUUAUUUGGCUGAGUGUGGUAAAUGGCAUAUGUUUCAGACUGAUUCAAACAGUCAUUGCUCUGUUAGCAGUGAAGAUAUUGAAAGAAGCUUCCGAACAAACCCACAUGGUUCUGUUUCUUUUACUACUGCCAAAUUUAACUACACGCUAGACUUUUCAGUGAUGAAACAAACCAACCUAACUACCCUUAAGCAACGUCCAAUAAAGCGAGCUCCCUUUUCUAUCAGUGCUUUCAGUUUCAUCUGUGAAAAUGAGGCUAUCCCUAUGCCUUCACACUGGGAGAAUGUAAAUACUGAGGAGCCGUAUCAGCUUAUUCCAUUGCAAAAGAAAACAAAUGAAUAUAAUGAAGUUUCUAGUCUCUUUGGAAAAACAAUGGAUAGCAACCGAAUUAAAAGAAUUAAGAGAAUACAAAAUCUAGACUUGUGGGAGUUUUUUUGCAGGAAAAAAGCUCAACUAAAGAAGAAGAGAGGUGUCCCCACUAUUAACGAGCAGAUGUUAUUUCAUGGCACCAGUAAUGAAUUUGUAGAAGCAAUAUGUAUUCAUAACUUUGACUGGAGAAUAAAUGGGAUGCAUGCUGCUGUAUAUGGAAAAGGGACCUAUUUUGCAAGAGAUGCAUCAUAUUCCAGUCGUUUCUGCAAAGAGGACAUGAAGCAUGGAGAUACUUUUCAAAUUCACGGUGUCAAUCUGCAGCCCCAUCUGCAUAGACCAGAUAAAGUCAUGUUUCUUGCUCGUGUAUUAACCGGUGACUAUAUCAAUGGCGACGCGAAAUACAUGAGGCCUCCUUCAAAAGAUGGAAGCUUUGUGAACUUGUAUGACAGCUGUGUGGAUAAUACCUGGAACCCAAAGAUCUUUGUUGUCUUUGAUGCCAACCAAAUCUACCCUGAGUACUUAAUAGAAUUUUCGUAA